Messenger RNA from Mesocricetus auratus (golden hamster), 5159 nucleotides. It is a transcript of the gene Fgfr1, whose product is annotated as fibroblast growth factor receptor 1. The record is from RefSeq and is a predicted model, not a curated record. Bases 734 to 3232 code for a protein of 832 amino acids. NCBI's taxonomy places the organism in Eukaryota, Metazoa, Chordata, Mammalia, Rodentia, Cricetidae. The transcript is spliced from 18 exons. Gene Ontology annotation, molecular function: fibroblast growth factor receptor activity; ATP binding; fibroblast growth factor binding. Gene Ontology annotation, biological process: multicellular organism development; fibroblast growth factor receptor signaling pathway; positive regulation of cell differentiation. Gene Ontology annotation, cellular component: membrane; signaling receptor complex.
UCGCGCCUCGCCGGCGCACAGCGCUAGGAGCGCUCCUGCGGGUACCGUUGUGGGGCCCUCGGUAGCGGGUGGCGCCGAACGGGAGCCAGGGCGCCGGUGCAGUCGCUGCGUGUCGAGGACCUGGACUGCACAGGGAGCUGGGCCGCAACGUCCGGACUGGUCGGACACUGUGCUUAGCGCAUUGCGGCGACCUCGCCUUUCCCGGCCGCAAGCGCGCGCCGCAGCUGGAAAAGCAGCGGAGCCCGAGGACUUUUCUCCGCUCCCAGGGGCGCACCACACCAGUGCUGCAGUCAGUGCACACCGUGGCCCCCGGAGGGGCGAUGGAACCCGGGCUGCCAGAAGCGUGAGGAGCCGCCGCCGCGUUCUGGAGAGCGGGGGGCGCACGAUCUGGGGACCCCCGGCGGCGGACCCGAGCCCUCCCCCCCGCCCCGCCUCCGGGGCACCAGCUUCGGCUCCAUUGUUCCCGCCCGGGCUGGAGGCGCCGGGCUCCGAGUGUCGCCGGGAGUCGUGCCUCGGCCGCGGAGCUCUCGCGACCCCGCCAGAAGAACCUGAACGGAACCCGCAGACGACCGGCCCGAGCGCAAGCCAUAGACACCGGCCGCGCCACGGCGAGCUCUCCAGAGGCGGGACCGCCGCGCCAAGUGAGAGUCAGCUUGAGGAGGCAGAUCAAGCUCCCGCUGAGUAUCCAUGGCGGUGUGGAGCCUCGUCACCAACCUCUAAGUGCAGAUCUGGGAUGUGGGGCUGGAGGACCCUCCUCUUCUGGGCUGUGCUGGUCACAGCAGCACUCUGCACGGCCAGGCCAGCCCCGACCUUGCCCGAACAAGCUCAGCCCUGGGGAGUCCCUGUGGAAGUGGAGUCUCUCCUGGUCCACCCUGGUGACCUGCUACAGCUUCGCUGCCGGCUGCGGGAUGAUGUGCAGAGCAUCAACUGGCUGCGGGACGGGGUGCAGCUGGCGGAGAGCAACCGCACCCGCAUCACAGGGGAGGAGGUGGAGGUGCGGGAUUCCAUCCCCGCUGACUCCGGCCUCUACGCUUGCGUGACCAGCAGCCCCUCUGGCAGCGACACCACCUACUUCUCCGUCAAUGUCUCAGAUGCGCUCCCCUCCUCGGAGGAUGAUGAUGAUGAUGAUGACUCCUCUUCAGAGGAGAAAGAGACGGACAACACCAAACCAAACCGUAGGCCUGUAGCCCCAUACUGGACAUCUCCAGAAAAGAUGGAAAAGAAACUUCAUGCUGUGCCAGCUGCCAAGACGGUGAAAUUCAAGUGCCCCUCCAGCGGUACACCCAAUCCCACUUUGCGCUGGUUGAAAAAUGGCAAAGAAUUCAAACCUGACCACCGAAUUGGAGGCUAUAAGGUUCGUUAUGCCACCUGGAGCAUCAUAAUGGACUCUGUGGUGCCCUCUGACAAGGGCAACUACACCUGCAUCGUGGAGAACGAGUAUGGCAGCAUCAACCAUACUUACCAGCUUGAUGUUGUAGAGCGGUCCCCUCACCGGCCCAUCCUGCAGGCAGGGUUACCUGCCAACAAGACCGUGGCCCUGGGCAGCAACGUGGAGUUCAUGUGUAAGGUGUACAGUGACCCACAGCCUCACAUCCAGUGGCUCAAGCACAUUGAGGUGAAUGGAAGUAAGAUUGGCCCGGACAACCUGCCAUAUGUCCAGAUCCUGAAGACUGCUGGAGUUAAUACCACCGACAAGGAGAUGGAGGUGCUUCACUUACGAAAUGUCUCCUUUGAGGAUGCGGGGGAGUAUACGUGCUUGGCGGGUAACUCUAUCGGACUCUCCCAUCACUCUGCAUGGUUGACCGUUCUGGAAGCCCUGGAAGAGAGACCAGCUGUGAUGACGUCACCGCUCUAUCUGGAGAUCAUCAUCUAUUGCACCGGGGCCUUCCUCAUCUCCUGUAUGGUGGGCUCUGUCAUCAUCUACAAGAUGAAGAGCGGCACCAAGAAGAGUGACUUCCAUAGCCAGAUGGCUGUGCACAAGCUGGCCAAGAGCAUCCCUCUGCGCAGACAGGUAACAGUGUCCGCUGACUCCAGUGCAUCCAUGAACUCUGGGGUCCUCCUGGUUCGGCCUUCACGACUCUCCUCCAGUGGGACCCCCAUGCUAGCUGGAGUCUCUGAGUAUGAGCUUCCUGAAGACCCCCGUUGGGAGCUGCCGAGAGACAGACUGGUCUUAGGCAAACCUCUUGGAGAGGGCUGCUUUGGGCAGGUGGUAUUGGCGGAGGCCAUCGGGCUGGAUAAGGACAAACCCAACCGCGUGACCAAAGUGGCUGUGAAGAUGCUGAAAUCCGACGCAACAGAGAAGGACCUGUCGGACCUGAUCUCGGAGAUGGAGAUGAUGAAGAUGAUCGGCAAGCAUAAGAACAUCAUCAACCUGCUGGGGGCCUGCACACAGGACGGUCCUCUUUAUGUCAUUGUGGAGUAUGCCUCCAAAGGCAACCUUCGGGAGUAUCUGCAGGCCCGGAGGCCUCCUGGGCUGGAAUAUUGCUACAACCCCAGCCACAACCCCGAGGAACAGCUGUCCUCUAAAGAUCUGGUAUCCUGUGCCUAUCAGGUGGCCCGGGGCAUGGAGUAUCUAGCCUCUAAGAAGUGCAUACACCGAGACCUGGCUGCUAGGAAUGUCCUGGUGACAGAAGACAACGUAAUGAAGAUCGCAGACUUUGGCCUAGCUCGAGACAUUCACCAUAUCGACUACUAUAAAAAAACCACCAAUGGCCGGCUGCCCGUGAAGUGGAUGGCACCCGAGGCGUUGUUCGACCGGAUCUACACCCACCAGAGUGACGUGUGGUCUUUUGGGGUGCUCUUGUGGGAGAUCUUCACUCUGGGUGGCUCCCCAUACCCUGGUGUGCCUGUGGAAGAGCUUUUCAAGCUGCUGAAGGAGGGUCAUCGUAUGGACAAGCCCACUAACUGUACCAAUGAGCUGUACAUGAUGAUGCGGGACUGCUGGCACGCAGUGCCCUCUCAGAGGCCGACUUUCAAGCAGCUGGUGGAAGACCUGGACCGCAUUGUGGCCUUGACCUCCAACCAGGAGUAUCUGGACCUGUCGAUGCCGCUGGACCAGUACUCUCCCAGCUUUCCCGACACACGGAGCUCUACCUGCUCUUCAGGGGAGGACUCUGUCUUCUCUCAUGAGCCGUUACCUGAGGAACCCUGUCUGCCCCGACACCCGGCCAAGGAACCCUGUCUGCCCCGACACCCGGCCCAGCUUGCCAAUGGUGGACUCAAAAGGCGCUGACUUCCCCAGUUUCGUCGUCACCUGUGCCCCUCACCCAUAAUUCCCUGCGGGACACACUGCCUCUCCCUUUCUCCUUUGUUGCUGGCAAGAGCCGGUGUGUACUUGAGGCCUUCCUGUGUGGCCUGCCCCCGUCAUCACCCCGCCACCCCAGACCCCUCUUCCCCUUCUCAACCUGCCGUGUGAGAGGGGAGCCAAGAGGCAGGUACUUGCUGGUAGCCACUUCCUCCUUCCCGGGUGUUGGACCAAGACCCCUCCUGCUGCCUGGUACUCCUUGGAGGCCUGGGGAGUAGAAUAACAGGAGAGCGAGCAAGAGCUCUCUCGAGCGUUCUGGUCGACCCAUUGGCCUCCUGUGUUCUGGUGGCAGCAGCCGUGGGGCUACUGAAGCAGUGGGGUUUGUUUCUGUUCAGGCCUUUACUGAAGACAGCCUCUGCUUCGGAUGGGUGGUACCAGUGGCUUCUUAAUUCCAAUACUAAUUUGCUUUGCUGACCAAAUACCUGGUACCAGAAGAUGGUGAGGCAGAGAUGGGGAGCAGUGAUGUGGUCCUGGGGCUGAGCCCUAGACUCGGGGCUCUGUACAUAGCUAUGAAGAAAACACAAAGUGUAUAAAUCUGAGUAUAUAUUUACAUGUCUUUUUAAAAGGGCCGUUACUAGAGAUUUACCCAUUGGGUGAGAUGCUCCUGGUGGCUGGGAGGCAUCCAUUGCUAUAUAUUAAAAACAAAAACAAAAAAAAAGGAAAAUGUUUUUUAAAAGGUCAUAUAUUUUUUGCUACUUUUGCUGUUUUAUUUUUUUAAAUUAUGUUUUAGACCUAUUUUCAGUUUAGGUCCCUCAAUAAAAAUUGCUGCUGCUUCAUUUUUAUCCUGGGCGUGUGAAAAGGGAGCAGAUGUCCCUGCAAAGGAGGGAGACAGGGACUAAGGGGCCAUGAGCUGUUGGCACUGUGUGCUUUCUGUGUUUCCCUGACCUCACAGGCAGCCCUUCUAUCUCUGAUUUGGGAAAGACAGGGAAAGAAGACCAAAGUAAUGGAGGGCAGAGAACCAAGACUACGAGCUUGUUUCCUCCGACCAGAUUGUUUCCUCAGAGGAGAUGAAACUAGCCAACGGUAGAACGAACCAUACAGAGACUCAAAGCCCAAACCCUGUGUGGGUGCGCCUUUGCAUCUGUGAGAGAAAAUGUCACCCAAAGCUAGUCUUGUCUUAACCAACCUCCUCUCCAUUUCCUUUCCCAUUCCUGCCCUCCCCUUCCAGGUUGCAUUUGUUGGGACUAUCCCUGAUCUUGGCUUGUGGUUUUUCCUAUACAAACUCCACCCACCCCUCAGGAAAGGGAAAACAAUCUCCUUUGGUUUGGUUCUGCUUGGAGACUUACUUCUGCCACCUGCUGGUGGUUAUUGUCCUUUCAGGUGGCACCUUAUCUGGCUGAGACCAGCCCUGCUGUAUUCUUAGUGCUUACUGCUGGGUCACUGCUGAAUACAAGACAGUUCAAUGUGGCCUCAUCCUGCGGGGAUUAAGGCUGCUUCUUUAAUACAUUCUGAGCGGGGCAUUUUUGGUGACUAUAGUUUUGGUCAUCAUCAUGGAGUUGUUAUCAUUGUUUCUCUCUGUAAACAUGUAACUGUCAAAAGUAUUACAAGUGUUUUCUUAUGCUGAAAGGUAUAAUUCGGCGAAGAAGACCAGGGAAUGAAUUUUAGCUCAGACUCAUCUGCUUAGAGGUCAUAUCAUAGUUGUUUUCCUUGUUAAAAUAGUGACCAUAAUUUCUGCCUCAGUGCUGCUUGGCUCAAUGUUGUGUGAAUGGAUGGGAGAAUCUACAGAGGGCUUUGUAUGAUUUGAGGAAAGAUGCUACGGAAUAGAAGGCACCGAAGUCCUCGCUGUUGCUAUUCAAAUUGCCCACAAAUAUCCCCCGAGACAGGGUGGCUAUCAAAUAAAAGACAGUAAAAUUGA